Molecule: messenger RNA, 1035 nt
Organism: Zychaea mexicana
Lineage: Eukaryota; Fungi; Mucoromycota; Mucoromycetes; Mucorales; Lichtheimiaceae
Exons: 3
Coding region: 1-1035 (344 amino acids)
Biological process (GO): regulation of DNA-templated transcription
Molecular function (GO): DNA-binding transcription factor activity; sequence-specific DNA binding
Source: RefSeq, a predicted model, not a curated record
AUGUCCUCGCCACAACCAUCAAGCGAUGUCAGCAACUGCGGCAACAGCAGCAGCGGCAGCAGCAGCAGCAGCAACGGUGCGAUUCCUCAAAGAAUCUUUGUCCAGCGCAACGUGCCUGCCUUUCUGAACAAGUUGUACAGCAUGGUCAACGACCCAACCACAGAUAACCUUAUCCACUGGUCAAAAGACGGCAAUUCUUUCAUUGUGGAAGGCCAUGAACAAUUCGCAAAGUCCGUUCUUCCGCGAUUCUACAAACACAACACGUUCGCGUCCUUUGUACGUCAGCUCAACAUGUACGAUUUCCACAAAGUGCCCCACUUGCAACAAGGUGUGCUGAUUAGCGAUGCAAAACACGAGCGAUGGGAGUUCAGCAACCCGAAUUUUCAACGCAGCCGACCUGAAAUGCUCGUGCUUGUGACUCGCAAACGCAACCGAGAGCGAGGCGACGAAGAAGACGUGAGCCUGGCCACGCUUGUCAAGGAUAUCACGGCCAUCCGCAAACACCAGACAAGUAUCAGCAGCGAACUGCACACCAUGCAGCGCGACAAUGCCGUCCUCUGGGAAGAGUCGUUGACCGCUCGCGAAAAACACCAGCGCCAUCAGGAUGUGAUUGCCAAGAUACUGCAGUUUUUGACAGCCGUGUUUAGCAAUGACCGUGCGCUUGGCAUGAGUAAGCAUUCUAUUUUAUCAUCAUCGUCGUCGUCGGAGAGCGUGUUGAUGGAGCAUAGUGGUACGAGCACAGACAGCAGUCUUCUUCAAGGCGAUAAUAAUAAUAAUAAUGAUGACCACAGCAGCAAAGGUAUUUUUCUAUGCACAACACCCAUCAUGCUUGUUAAUCUUGGUUAUGUAAGGUUCAGCCCUUUUUCUUCUUCUCUUGCUUUUGAGAAAAAGAGAAAGAGAGAGCGCACAGUCACAUCAUAUUAUAUUAUCAUCGAAACCGACCACUACUGCUGUGCUUUUGAAAAACUCUCUCUACAUAUGCAUAUCAUAUGCUUCUUUUUUUUUCAAGUAGUAGCAAAUGUCCCCCCCAAUUGA